AUGAAUGAAUGAGGCUGCUUUCGCCAGUUCGCCGCCUACAUUAGAAAAGGCCUCUCCUUUCUUUACGGGACAUCAUUUGUUUCAGACACCAAUUUUGUUUUUCAUCAAAGCAAAUCACUUCGCAUCUUAGAUCUCUCCAUUUUUGUAAGAUCAACCGAUAUCCUAAAUUCCCUUUUCUUAUUUGUUCAUAUAUUGAUAACUUUAUUUGAUCGAUUGUCCUUUUUUUUUUUUGAUUAUUAAAGCCACAAAGAUUUUGAUGUUCUUUUGUUUAGUUUUGCCGUUUCCUCCCAUCUUUUGUUGUAAUGAAUACGAUUAUAUUCCUUGGUAAUUCCACCAUGAAACCCUCUUUUAGAUUCCUCAUAUGUCGUCGAAACCAUGCCUUUCUGGGUUUCUCAUCUUCAAAAUGCCACCCCGACCAACAUGGCUUACGUGACGGAGUAUUUAAAUCUGGAUUCCAUUUUGACACAAGAAGGGAUUUUUCCUCAAACCCUUCGCGAAUUUCGGGCUUUCAACGCGUAAUCCACAAUACCCAGAAGUGUUUUUGCAAACCAAAUUCAAGUUUUGGCCUGUGGAGAGUUGUUUCAAGGCCCUUUGAUAAUAAUACGAUCAAUAGGGGUAUUCCUGUCGUUGUGAGUGCUGUGUCCAAGGUUCGUGAUUAUUCAACUUCUGUUGAGACGAGGGUGAAUGAGAACAACUUUGAGAGAAUCUACGUGCAUAAUGGGAUUGGUGUUAAGCAACUCGUGGUUGAGAGGAUUGAUAAAGAUGAAAAUGUUGUGGGAGAGGAGUCCAGGAUAGAAGUUGGUACUGGUGGAGAAAAGCUGAAUGGAGAGAGUUUAGAGGGUGUGAAAGCCGAGAUCGGUAGUCUUAAGAGGGAGGAGACUGAACUUGAGAAGGAGGGUUGGAGAUUGUUGAAUGAUGCAGUUGUUAGGUAUUGUGGGAGUCCUGUGGGAACGAUGGCUGCAAAUGAUCCCGCGGAUAAGCAGCCAUUGAAUUAUGAUCAGGUCUUUAUUCGUGAUUUUGUGCCUUCAGCCCUUGCAUUCUUGCUUAGGGGAGAAGGAGAGAUUGUGAGGAAUUUCCUACUCCAUACACUGCAAUUGCAGAGUUGGGAGAAAACAGUGGACUGCUAUAGUCCAGGGCAGGGAUUGAUGCCUGCAAGUUUUAAAGUGAGACAUGUGCCGCUUGAUAACGAUAAAUUUGAAGAAGUACUUGAUCCUGAUUUUGGAGAAUCAGCUAUUGGCCGUGUUGCACCUGUAGAUUCUGGGCUGUGGUGGAUUAUUCUUUUAAGGGCAUAUGGAAAGAUCACCGGUGACUAUGGAUUACAGGAAAGGGUUGACGUUCAGACAGGCAUUAAACUGAUACUAAACUUGUGCUUAACUGAUGGUUUUGAUAUGUUCCCUUCUCUGCUAGUCACUGAUGGCUCUUGCAUGAUAGACCGGCGAAUGGGUAUUCAUGGUCACCCCUUGGAGAUCCAAGCAUUGUUUUACUCAGCAUUACGGUGCUCCCGUGAGAUGCUUGCCGUAAAUGAUGGUUCUAAAAAUUUGGUGGCGGCUAUAAAUAAUAGACUUAGUGCACUGUCAUUCCACAUUCGUGAAUAUUAUUGGGUGGACAUGAAAAAGAUCAAUGAGAUUUACCGGUAUAAAACAGAAGAGUAUUCCAUGGAUGCCACAAACAAAUUUAAUAUUUACCCUGAACAGAUUCCUGCAUGGCUUAUGGAUUGGAUUCCAGAAGAAGGUGGCUACAUGAUUGGCAAUCUUCAGCCAGCAAAUAUGGAUUUUAGGUUCUUCACACUUGGAAAUCUUUGGUCUGUUGUUUCAUCUCUGGGUACACCGAAACAAAAUACUGCUAUUUUAAAUCUGAUUGAUGCCAAAUGGGAUGAACUUGUGGGACACAUGCCUCUUAAGAUAUGUUACCCUGCUUUAGAGUAUGAAGAGUGGCGUAUCAUCACAGGCAGUGACCCAAAGAAUACGCCCUGGUCAUAUCACAAUGGAGGAUCAUGGCCAACACUUCUGUGGCAGUUCACACUGGCAUGUAUUAAGCUGGGUAGAUUGGAACUAGCCGAAAAGGCAGUUGCUUUAGCAGAGAAGAGGCUAUCUGCUGACCGCUGGCCUGAGUAUUAUGACACCCGAAGUGGGAGGUUCAUUGGGAAGCAAUCUCGUUUGUUCCAAACAUGGACCAUUGCUGGAUUCCUGACAUCCAGAUUGCUGUUGGAGAAUCCAGAGAAGGCAGCCUUGUUAUUCUGGGAGGAGGAUUAUGACCUUCUUGAGAUAUGUGUUUGUGCACUUAGCAAGAGUGGCCGGAAGAAAUGUUCCCGUGUUGCUGCUAAGUCUCAGAUUCUUGUUUGAAGACUCGCCGCUCUUUAGAAGACCAAAAUGCCUCUCUACUGUACAGCUUCAAGUUUAGGGUAGGUAAAUAAAGAGUUUGAUACCUCAGAAAAUGUAACACACAACAUUCUUUCUCAUAACUGUAAAAUAAACAUAGGCUGCUCUUCCGAUUAACAAGAGUUAAUCGUUUAGUAUUGAUCGGUCUUAAUGCUUUUACUAAGGCUACACUCCCGGUUACCUAUAUGUACCUUAAUUGGGGUUUGGCCCUAAUUCAUUUUUUUGUUGUUGUAUUGGGCAGAGAUUGUGAUGCCAUAUGAUUAAAUCAGGAUAUUUUUAUUUAUAUGUAUGUUUUUGGCUGAAUGAAAGAACAUACAUCUUUUUGGAUCCUC
Molecule: messenger RNA, 2710 nt
Organism: Tripterygium wilfordii
Lineage: Eukaryota; Viridiplantae; Streptophyta; Magnoliopsida; Celastrales; Celastraceae
Product: alkaline/neutral invertase A, mitochondrial-like
Exons: 6
Coding region: 303-2342 (679 amino acids)
Biological process (GO): sucrose catabolic process
Cellular component (GO): mitochondrion
Molecular function (GO): endo-alpha-N-acetylgalactosaminidase activity; sucrose alpha-glucosidase activity
Source: RefSeq, a predicted model, not a curated record